CCUGUGACACCACUGUGUGUCACCGGGUGCUGGCAGCCCAGGUCAGCCUGCAGCGGGGCUGCCUGAAGGCGGCUGCCUGAGCCCUGGGCACGAUGGAGUUUUUGGGGACCACGCAGGUUGCCAGCUACUGUGGCACGCGGAAGAGCUGCCUGUUCCCGGACCCAGCCCCCACCAGCACCACCAAGGACACCUACCAGUCCUACUACCUACCAGGAUACCGCCACCUCAGUUCCUGGAGGCCCAGUCUGCUUCACAAAGUGGUCUCGGUCCUUCCCAGCUCUGCCGAGCUGUUCAGUCCCACUGGGCGGCCACCCACUGUUCUGCCCACCUUGCGUUCUGCCCUGCAUUCCCGCUACAGCACUCGCGACUGGCACCACGCAAACAUGGUUCAGUUAAAAGGCUCUGAAGCCUCCAGGUACUGGGCUGGAAGGCUGAACACUGAUUCUUUGCGAUUGAUGCAAGAUAAGGACCAACUGACUCAUCAGAUGCAACAAGACAGUAGCAGAAACUUGGGAGAGAGGAUCACUAACAUUGAUUUCUGGAGAUCUGAGCUCGCCUAUGAGCUAGAGUGUCUGCUCAAAGAGACCCAGGCCUUGGAAACGGCCAAGAAACGGCUUGAAUGUGCUGUAGGUGAAAUCCAGGGACCGCUGAAGACAGCCCUGGAAUGCUUGUACUACCGUGAGAAGCGGAAGGAAAUAGACUUGGUUCAUGAUGAUGUGGAAAAAAACCUCAUGAAGGAGGUUGAUAUAUACAAAGAUUGUCAAGAAAUACUGGCAAAACUUGCACAAAGAAUCAAUCAUCAGUUGGGCAUCAACAGAGAUGCACAGCAUGCCUUGGAGCAGGAUCUUUCUGACAAAAACUCAGCCCAUUUUAUUGACAUGAAGUGCUUUAACCUGAGGAACACAUCAGACAGCAUCAACUUCUACCAUGGAGUGGAGAAAGCAGAUGGGACUGUUUCAGUUCCUGCAACGUGGGCUAAAUUCAGUGAAGACAAUGUCAGGUGCUCUCAGCAUGCAAGGGCCAAUUCUGUCAAGCUCCGGGAGGAUACAGAGGUUGCACUGGAGAGCACAUCUGAGGAGCUGUGGAAUCAAUUUGUCAGCACCAACUUGGCCUUUAACAGGCGCAUUGCUGAAGUAGCUGAUGCAAAGAAUAAACUCCAAGCACAACUGGCUAAGGUACUUCAAGAAAUCUUCCAGACAGAAGAUACAAUCAUGCUACUGGAGAGAUCCAUAAUGGCAAAGGAGUACCCACUGAAAGUGGCUCAGACACGCCUGGAAGGAAGAACCAGGCGACCCAAUAUAGAACUAUGCCGUGAUGCACCUCAGUUUCAGCUUGUCACUGAAGUUUAUACUAUAGAUGACACCUUACAGACCUUAAAGAAACAUUUGCAAGAAGCCCGGGAUGCUCUGCAAAUGCUACUUCACAACAAAUCAAAGCUGGAACACGACAUUUCUGUGAAGGCAAACUCCUUCUUCAUUGACAAGAAGUGUAUGGAGAUGCGCAAAACUUUCCCCUGCACCCCACGGCUCAUUGGCUACAUUUGAGCAGUAACCUUUGAUAUCUCUCAUGCAUGAUAUAAAAGCUGCAAAGGUUGCAAAUAUUUCCUGAAGGAAAUCAUUAUUUUGUUGGGGUUUUUUUUCUUUGUUUGAAAUCCAAUAGAAAUAAACCAACCAAAAUCAA
Phasianus colchicus (ring-necked pheasant) is the source of this 1680-nucleotide messenger RNA. It is a transcript of the gene TEKT5, whose product is annotated as tektin 5. Gene Ontology annotation, cellular component: nucleus; microtubule cytoskeleton; sperm flagellum. The record is from RefSeq and is a predicted model, not a curated record. Gene Ontology annotation, biological process: cilium assembly; cilium movement involved in cell motility. NCBI's taxonomy places the organism in Eukaryota, Metazoa, Chordata, Aves, Galliformes, Phasianidae.